Molecule: messenger RNA, 4017 nt
Organism: Vicia villosa (hairy vetch)
Lineage: Eukaryota; Viridiplantae; Streptophyta; Magnoliopsida; Fabales; Fabaceae
Product: TMV resistance protein N-like
Exons: 4
Coding region: 64-3285 (1073 amino acids)
Biological process (GO): defense response; signal transduction
Molecular function (GO): ADP binding
Source: RefSeq, a predicted model, not a curated record
UAUUCUUACAAAGAGACCAAUUCUGCAUAACAAACAAACUCAUCUUUAUUCUCAAUUCUUAUUAUGGCUAUGCAUUCAUUUUCUUAUGGAUUCACUUACCAGGUAUUCCUCAGUUUCAGGGGCACUGACACUCGCUAUGGUUUUACUGGAAAUCUCUAUAAGGCUCUUACCGACAAAGGAAUCAACACCUUCAUUGAUGACAAUGAUCUUCAAAGUGGAGAUGAAAUCACACCAUCACUCAUAAAGGCUAUUCAAGAGUCUAGGAUUUUCAUUCCUGUGUUUUCUGUCAACUAUGCCUCUUCUUCUUUUUGUUUGGAUGAACUUGUCCACAUCAUUCAUUGCUUCAAGUCAAAGGGUCGUCUAGUUUUGCCGGUUUUCUAUGGGGUGGAACCUACUCAUGUGCGGCAUCAGAGUGAAAGUUAUGGCAAAGCAUUGGCUGAGCAUGAAGAGAGGUUCAAAAAUAACAAGCAAAACAUGGAGCGGUUGCACCAAUGGAAGAUAGCUCUUAACCAAGCUGCUAACUUGUCCGGCUACCACUUUAGUCCCGGAUCAUAUGAAUAUGAAUACAAGAUUAUCGGGGAAAUAGUCAAAUACAUCUCUAACAAGAUCAAUCGCGUUCCUUUACACGUUGCCGAUUACCCUGUUGGAUUACAGUCCCGAGUACAACAUGUGAAAUCUCUACUUGAUAAGGGAUCUGAUGAAGGGGUCUACAUGGUAGGACUCUAUGGUACCGGAGGCUUGGGCAAAUCCACACUUGCAAAAGCAGUAUAUAAUUUUAUUGCUGAUCAAUUUGAAGGUUUGUGUUUCCUUCAUAAUGUGAGAGAGAAUUCAUCUAAAAAUAACUUGAAACAUCUCCAGGAGGAGUUCCUUUUGAAAACAAUUGGUUUGGAAGUUAAGAUAGGAGAUACUAGUGAGGGAAUUCCAAUCAUAAAGGAAAGGUUGUGUAGAAAGAAGAUUCUUUUGAUUCUUGAUAAUGUUGACAAUAUCAAACAACUACAAGUUUUGGCUGGAGGACUUGAUUGGUUUGGUCGUGGAACUCGAGUCAUUGUUACCACUCGAGAUAAGCACUUAUUAACUAGUCACGAGAUAGAAAGCGUGUACGAGAUGAAAGGGCUAUAUGGAAUAGAAGCACUUGAAUUGUUGAGGUGGAUGGCAUUUAAAAAUAACCAAGUUCCUUCAAGUUAUGAAGAAAUUUUAAACCGUGCAGUUACAUAUGCCUCUGGACUUCCAUUAGCUAUAGAAAUAAUCGGCUCCAAUUUAAUUGGAAAGAGCAUAGAAGAAUGGAAGAAUACAUUAGAGGGGUACGAAAAGAUUCCCAAUAAAGAGAUCCAGAAAAUACUUCGAAUAAGCUACGAUGCUUUGGAGGAAGAGGAACAAAGUGUUUUUCUAGACCUUGCUUGUUGUUUCAGAGGGAGUAUAUGGGCGGAGGUCGAAAUAAUACUUCAUGCGCAUUAUGGUCACUCUAUAAAACAUCAUCUUGGAGUGUUGGCUGAAAAAUCUCUCAUAAAGAUUAAUUAUGAUGAAGUGACAUUACAUGAUUUGAUAGAGGACAUGGGUAAAGAAGUCGUCCGACAAGAAUCACCAAAAGAACUUGGAGAACGUAGUAGGUUGUGGUAUUACGAGGAUACAAUUCAUGUCUUAAAAGAAAACACUGGAACUAGCAAAAUUGAAAUGAUAUAUCUCAAUUACCCUUCAACGGAAGCAAUAAUAGACUGGAAUGGAAAAGCCUUCAAGAAGAUGAAAAAUCUCAAAACACUUAUCAUAAAAAAUGGUCAUUUUUCCAAAGGUGCCCAACAUCUUCCAAGUGGUCUGAGAGUAUUAGAAUGGCAAAGAUAUCCUUCAGGAUGUAUACCUUUUAGCAUUUCAAACAAGGUAAUACAUUUAUUUUUUAUCAUGCAUAUUUAUAAAUUCAUAAGAGAUUAUUUAUUUGACUAUUAUAUGUUUUGUUUUUUGUUUAUGCAGACAUUUGAGAAGAUGAAAAUUUUAAAAUUUGACAAUUGUGAAUACUUAACAAAUAUAUCUGACAUCUCGUGUCUCCCAAAUUUAGAAAUUUUUUCAUUCAAAAACUGUGAGAAUUUAAUUUCAAUUGAUGAGUCUAUUGGGUUCCUCAAUAAGCUCCAAAUCUUGAAUGCUAAGGGUUGUGACAAGUUAUCGAGUUUUCCACCUUUAAGGCUGAACUCUCUUCGAGAGCUACAACUUUCAUUUUGUACAAGUCUCACGAAAUUUCCUGAAAUAUUGGACAAGAUGAAUAAUAUCAACAAUAUAACUUUGUUCAGUAGUGGCAUAAAAGAAUUUCCAUCUUCAUUUCAAAAUCUUACCGAACUUCAUAACUUAUCGAUAAGUGGACAUGGAAAACUUAUAUUUCCAAGUAGCAUUCCCAUGAUGUCAAAUUUGUCCCAAGUUAAUUUUGAUGGUUAUAGUCAGUUUGUCACAAAACCAAAUGAUGAACUGAGUUCCUUGUUGUCUUCCAAUGUGAAAGAGAUUAUAAUUCGAACAAGCAAACAUAAAUUUCUAGCAGUGACUCUUACCUUGUUUUCUAAUGUGGAAACCUUAGACAUAUCCGGCAGCGAUAUCAAAAUUCUUCCUGAAUGCAUAAAAAACUGUUGCUUUCUAAAGAGCAUUUAUUUGGAUUAUUGCCAAUAUCUUGAAGAAAUAAGAGGGAUUCCGCCAAAUCUUAAAUCAUUGUCUGCAUUGGGGUGCGAAUCAUUGACUUCAUCGAGUAAAAGCAUGCUAGUGAAUCAGAAACUGCAUGAAGCUGGAGGCACUGAGUUUCGUUUUCCAUCGUCACAAACUGAGAGGAUUCCGGAGUGGUUUGAGCAUCAAAGAAGAGAACAUUCGAUUUCUUUUUCGUUCCGUAACAACUUGCCUUCCUUGGUUUUCUACUUUUCUCUUAUAAGAAUGCAUGAAUGGAUCCUUGGGGUAGGAUUAAGAGUCUUUUUGCUCAUCAAUGACUAUGCAUAUGCUCUUGAUGUUCUUAAGUUUAGUAAUUCUUGUGAUAUUCCAAGGAAAUCUACAUAUAUAUUUUCUUCUGAUUGGAAAAACUGGUUAGAACUAGGAGACUAUAUACCAAAGGGACUCAAAUCUAUGUUGGAUGAUGCACUAUUGAAAAAUGAAUGGAUUCAUGCUGAAGUUACGAUUGCGAUUGAAUUGAAUGAGGGUAUUGCUGAAAGUGGAAUCCAUGUAAUGAAACAGUUAACUAGCGUGGAUGAUAUUCAAUUCACUAAUUCUUCCUUAUCCAAAAAGAGAAAAUUAGAUGAGUUUCUGAAUGAAUCAACAUCAGAAUGAAUAUGGUUGUUGUAGAAAGUGGACUCCACCUACUCAAUCAUUUAACUAGCAGGUCAGAUUGCAUUCCCAAUCGAGUUCCACAUGGACAACAAUAGAGCUAUACGUUUUUGCUGCAACAUUUGUGUAUCUGAAACUCCCAUGUCCACUAGCUGCUUUUUCUGCGGAAGGUGUAACAACCAACUAAUAUACCCUCUCCACUUUCAGUUACAUCAGUUAUUACCAUAUAGUUCCAAUGGUGCCCACUAAUAUUAUGAGAGAUUUAUCAACCAACACUCGAACGUGAACUUUUAUGCAAUGACCAUAAUGACUAUUAAGUAUCUCUUCGACUUCUGCCAAUCUACACCAUUUGAAGCAACAAGCAAUAUCCAAAAAGACACUUUGUUGUUCUUCGUCCAAAGCAUCAAAGUUUACUUUAAGUUUAUUUUGGAUAUCUUCAUGAGGAAUCCUUUCAUAUCUAACUACGCGGUUUAAAAUAUAAUCAUAACAUGGAUCAAUUUUGUCACUUUUAAAAGCCAUCCACUUAAACAAUUCAAGAGCUUCUUCCUCAUUUAAGGCAUCUAGUUCAUAUAUUCUUUCAGGUCCGAGCCAACUAGGCUCUCCGACCAAAACCUGCAAUUGCUUUAGUUUGUUAACAUCAUCGAGAAUCAACAGAACCUACUUUUGUUGUAGCCUUUGUUUUAUGAUUCCAAUUCCUCGCUAACAUGCCCUAACUCAAUUUUCAAUCCGAUUGAU